Messenger RNA from Cornus florida, 1370 nucleotides. Its product is annotated as ubiquinol oxidase, mitochondrial-like. Gene Ontology annotation, biological process: alternative respiration. Lineage: Eukaryota; Viridiplantae; Streptophyta; Magnoliopsida; Cornales; Cornaceae. The record is from RefSeq and is a predicted model, not a curated record. The transcript has 4 exons. Gene Ontology annotation, molecular function: alternative oxidase activity. Gene Ontology annotation, cellular component: mitochondrion. The coding region runs from base 121 to 1140 and encodes 339 amino acids.
CUCUAUUUCUCUCUUUCUCUAUAUUUACUGCUUUUUACAGAAUCAAAUAUUGCUUUUUAAACCUCUCUCAUAAGUCAUCAGAAAGUAGACUAUUCUGUGGAAUUGCGAUCAACAAAGAAGAUGAAUCAAUUGUUGGCGAAGUCUCUGACCAGAGCUCUGAUCAACGGCCGGAGUUGUAACCGUUUCACUUCGGCGGCGACUAUUGUCAGACCUGUCGAUGUAACCGGCGAAGUGAGGGGUCCUGGUGGUGGUUUGGAUUUCUUUGGUGGUUUCCAGUGGAGGCGGCCGAUGAGCACGGCCGCGGAGAGGACGCCUGUGGCGGAGAAGGACCGUAAGGAGGCUCCGGUGGAGGAGGAGAAGAAGAAGGGAGACGGUUCCGUGUUGGCUUCGAGCUAUUGGGGCAUUUCGCGGCCGAAGAUCACGAGGGAGGACGGUACUGAGUGGCCUUGGAAUUGUUUUAUGCCAUGGGAGACUUAUCAAGCAGACUUGUCGAUAGACCUGAGCAAGCACCAUGUACCAAAGACAUUUCUGGAUAAAUUUGCUUACAGGACAGUGAAAAUCCUUAGAAUUCCAACAGACAUAUUUUUUCAGAGACGGUAUGGGUGUCGUGCAAUGAUGCUGGAAACUGUGGCAGCUGUUCCAGGUAUGGUGGGAGGGAUGCUGCUGCACCUAAGGUCUCUACGCAGGUUCGAGCACAGUGGUGGUUGGGUCAAAGCAUUGCUUGAAGAAGCAGAGAAUGAGAGGAUGCACCUGAUGACUAUGGUGGAGCUUGUGAAUCCCAAAUGGUAUGAGAGGCUACUGGUUCUCACUGUGCAGGGAGUCUUUUUUAAUGCCUUCUUUGGGCUUUAUCUGAUCUCUCCCAAAGUGGCACAUAGAAUUGUUGGAUACUUGGAGGAGGAGGCUAUACAUUCAUAUACAGAGUAUCUGAAGGAUAUUGAUAGUGGUGCAAUUGAAAAUGUACCGGCUCCUGCUAUUGCUAUAGACUAUUGGAGACUGCCAAAAGAUGCAACCCUGAAGGAUGUUAUAACUGUCAUCCGUGCUGAUGAAGCUCACCACCGAGAUGUUAACCAUUUUGCUUCUGAUGUUCAUUUCCAGGGGAAGAAAUUAAGCGAGGCGCCAGCUCCAAUUGGUUACCAUUAACAGGUUGAGUCGGUUUUAUGUAGAUAUACGAAUAUGUGUCUGGAUUAAUCUCUGCCUAUUGUAUAUGCUAUGGACCAUGAUCCACGCUAUAAGUUAUUUACAGAAUUUAUCUACAUGCCAGUGGAAGCCUUUGUGUUUGUUGGUAUGAUUACUCACUGUUCGUGUUUCUUAUUACCAGACAGUAGUAUGAAAGAGAAUUGUUAUGAAAUGCGAGGUCAGGCUUUUAAUCA